Arthroderma uncinatum is the source of this 1974-nucleotide messenger RNA. Its product is annotated as 5-aminolevulinate synthase. Lineage: Eukaryota; Fungi; Ascomycota; Eurotiomycetes; Onygenales; Arthrodermataceae. The record is from RefSeq and is a predicted model, not a curated record. Gene Ontology annotation, biological process: heme biosynthetic process. Bases 1 to 1974 code for a protein of 657 amino acids. Gene Ontology annotation, molecular function: 5-aminolevulinate synthase activity; pyridoxal phosphate binding. The transcript is spliced from 2 exons. Gene Ontology annotation, cellular component: mitochondrion.
AUGGAAUCUCUGCUCCAGCAGUCGCGCUCGCUCUGCCCGUUCCUGAAGAAGACGGCCCCGGCAACCCUGCGUGCGCUGUCCACCACCACCCGCCCCAGCUCCAGCGUCGUCGGAGGCACCAUCACCAACCUGCAGGUCGUCGCCAGGCGCUGUCCCGUCAUGGGCAAGGCGCUCGCCGUCCAGAGCUCCCGCAUUGCCCUCAGAGGCGAGGCCAGGGCGUUCGGCUCCUGUCCGCGAUCCGCCGGGGCCGCCAGCGUCGUCAGGGAGAACCUGCGCCGCAGCGUCAAGCACCAGGCCUGUCCGGAGUCGAGGAGAGGGCUGCAUACCACCAGUGCUCAGGCGGCCGUCGUCGACCAGCAGUCCCGCGGAAAGGACCGAGUGUACCCCGUUCACCCACGAUCUGGAAGUGAACAGCUGAACCGCGCACGAGAGACUCCCUUUGCAGGCCCCAAGCCCGCCAUCCCAGCGACGACCGCCAAAUUCGACUAUGAAGGCUUCUACAGAGGCGAGUUGGACCGCAAGCUCAAGGACAAGUCCUACCGCUACUUCAACAACAUCAAUCGUCUGGCCAAGGAGUUCCCGCGUGCCCACAUGGCGUCUCCCGAGGACAGAGUCACCGUCUGGUGCGCCAACGACUAUCUCGGUAUGGGCCGUAACCCUCAUGUGCUCAAGAGCAUGCACGAUACCUUGGACAACUACGGUGCCGGUGCCGGUGGAACACGCAACAUCUCCGGCCACAACCAGCACGCAGUCGCAUUGGAGAAGACGGUGGCAGACCUGCAUCGAAAGGAAGCUGCGCUGGUCUUCUCCUCUUGCUAUGUUGCCAACGACGCUACCCUGGCCACCCUCGGUAGCAAGCUGCCAAACUGCGUCAUCCUCUCGGACAGCCUGAACCACGCCUCCAUGAUCCAAGGGAUCCGUCAUUCAGGCGCAAAGAAGGCUGUCUUCAAGCAUAACGAUCUCGAGGACCUGGAGAUGAAACUUGCCUCUUUGCCCCCUGAUAUCCCCAAGAUCAUUGCCUUUGAGUCUGUUUACAGCAUGUGUGGCUCCGUUGCGCCCAUCGAAGCCAUCUGUGACCUGGCAGAGAAGUACGGCGCCAUCACUUUCCUGGACGAAGUCCAUGCCGUAGGCAUGUACGGGCCUCACGGUGCCGGUGUUGCAGAACACCUCGACUUCGACACCUACGCAGACCCAACGGCCAGCGUCAAGGGAACAGUCAUGGACCGUAUCGACAUCAUCACCGGUACCCUGGGUAAAGCCUAUGGCUGCGUGGGUGGCUACAUCGCCGGAUCUGCCUCCCUCGUCGAUACCAUCCGCUCCCUUGCUCCCGGAUUCAUCUUCACCACUUCCUUGCCUCCAGCCACCAUGGCCGGCGCCACUACUUCCAUCAACUACCAAUCCAACUACUCCCGCGACCGCACCAUGCAACAACUCCACACUCGCGCCGUCAAGGCGUCCCUCGACGCAAACGACAUCCCCGUCAUCCCGAACCCAUCACACAUCAUUCCCAUCCUCGUCGGAGACGCAGAGCUCGCUAAAAGGGCCUCAGACAUGCUUCUGGAGGACUACGGCGUCUACGUCCAGGCCAUCAACUACCCGACCGUCCCCCGUGGUGAGGAACGACUCCGCGUCACUCCCACGCCAGGACAUACGAAGGAAUACCGCGACCAUCUCAUCCAGGCUCUCAAGGGUGUAUGGGAACGUCUCGGCAUCCGCAAGACCAGCGACUGGAAAGAGGCAGGCGGCUUCUUGGGCGUGGGCGAAGCCCAUGAAGAGAAGAACCUCCCGCUCUGGAAGGACGAGCAGCUCGGUCUGGCUGCCGGUGAGGAGCUGGAGACUACCAUCGCCCGCGAACUAAAGGCCGAGGAAUUGCAUAGACAGCAGAUGAUGCGUCAGCUGGCUGGUGGUUGCGCUACCGAGGCGAAGGAAGGUCGAGUUGAUCAUCUCAACAUGGCCAUUCCGGCCUCUGCGUGA